Lactuca sativa (garden lettuce) is the source of this 2124-nucleotide messenger RNA. The record is from RefSeq and is a predicted model, not a curated record. Lineage: Eukaryota; Viridiplantae; Streptophyta; Magnoliopsida; Asterales; Asteraceae.
CUCUCGAUUGAUAUAAUUCACAACCCUUAUGCGGAAAAACCCACCUCGGACAAAAAUGGAGCCCACGGCUCCAAAAGUGCAAAGUCGAUAUCUCAACGGUCCAUCAGUUUCUUGCCAUGAUCACUGCAAAGGUGCCACUAAAGAACCAACCGAAACAAAGCCCAUAAAUUUGUUUCCAAGAAGAAUUCCAAGAGACCCUCCAGAUAGAACAAAGCUGGAAGCAUCGAAUUCCCUAAACAGGAUUAAGAAAUCACCUUCAAUCGUUCCCAAGAUCACAUCACGCAAUGUCAAGAACAAUACUGUUGUUAAGGAUGCAAAUGUAAAGAAAGAUGGCUUAACAUUAUCAACCAAGAAAAGCGAUGCCAUUGAACCAAAGAGUCGAGACAUGAAGCCAAAGUCUGAGAAUUCACAGGCCAAGAAAUACAAUCCUUCACAGUCAAGAACAUCUAGAAGAAGACAUAGUGACAUCUUUCUACCAAAUGAAGAUAUGCCGCUCUCAUCUUCAAGAGUUCCUAAAAGACGACUCAGUGAAAUCGGUAUACAACCUAAGAAAGAUGUUGUAUCAGGUUCUAAUACGUCUUCGGUUCGAGGUUCAAGAAUCAACAAGAACGAACAAAGAAAAGAUUCAAAAGUCUCGGUGAAUAAGAAACCUAAUUCUAUAAACCCUACAGUUUCCAGCCCGAAAAGAGGUGCAAAGGUGCCGUUGUUGAGAAGCUAUAAAAGUCUCCCGCAAUCGGAGCUUAAAAGUCCAAGAAAGUCAAAGCCCAGGAAACCUAUUGAAGAAGUUGUUCCAGAAAAGACUUUGCAUGUCGUGGAACCCAAUAACGAUGUUGAAACUACUGAAACCCUAUUGCAUGUCGUCAUGCCCAACGAUGUUGUUGAAACUGAUAAAACCGAGUUUACUACUACGCCUGCAGAUUCUUCUCCAAGCUCCGAGGACAAAGUCAUGACACAUGAUCAUAACGGGAUGCAAGUCGUAGAGCCCAACAACGAUGUUGAAACUGCUGAAACCCUGUUGCAUGUCGUUGAGCCCAACGAUGCUGUUGAAACUAAUAAAACCGAAAGUACUACUACGCAUGAUUCUUCUCCAAGUUCCGAGGAGAAUGUCAUGACACAUGAUCAUAACGGGGUAGAAGAAUGUUCAGCACCGAAGGAAGAUGAUUUUACAGCAGCGGAUGAUCAACAUAAUGAAAGCAUAGCAGAUACAGAAGUCACUGAUACAAAAGAGGCCAUACGGGUUGGAAAGUUGGUGGUGGAAACUACAGAUUGUUCUCUUGAAGACCUAGAAUUCAUAAGAGGAAGGGUGCUAACUAGUCCUUUAUCCGAGGGCAGCAGUCCAAGAAAUCUGCAGUUCAGGCAAGGAAACGAGUUGGAUGAUAACGAAACUGAGAAGGUCGAGAAGAUAAUUUUGAGGAGAAUGUCAACUGAUGGCGUGAUACAUAUUCCUGAAAGUCAUUCGGUCAAUGUUGAUCUUAAACACCAAGAAAUAGCAGAAAAGGAAAGUCCUACAUUGUCCAACAAAGUUAUUGAAGAGACUGCUAACAAACUUAUUCAGACAAGGCAGAGCAAGGUCAGAGCUCUAGUGGGUGCUUUUGAAAAAGUCGUUUCCGGUAGCAACCAGACACCUUAGACUAGCAGAAGUACUAAACUGUUAUGGUAACGUAUUAUGCUUCUUUUCCUGUGAAACAAAAUAUUUUUAUCAUAUUGAUCUAGUAUCAUGAGUAGUGUCUUUCAAUUCACCCAUGGGGUUCAGGUAUAUUUGGAACUUUGAUCGAAUCAUGAAACCACAUGUGAGAACACAACACAACAAGCUGGAUUACAUUAUUAGUACAAUGUUACGAAGCUCCUAUUGUCCCAUCCAGCCUGACAUCUCCUUUCAUAACUUGCUUAGAAGCAUCACAAUGUCUCAGAAUCUUAUAUGACAAAUUUUACAGAUAUUAUGUCAUGAUCUCUUAAAAAGAAAUUGAUUGACAAUCGACAUGGACGCCAAACAAUUCAAGAAUAUGUGGAAGACACGAAACAAGUUGUUGAAAAUCUUUUAGUAGUCAGGGACCCCAUAGAUGAUGAAGAUCAAGUUGUAUUUUUGCUUCAUAACAUAGUAGAUGAAUUCAAAGAUAUGGUAGC